CUGGUACAAUCCGGCUGUGCAGUCAUCCACGACGUGAGCAAUCACGCUCCACUUUUCUCAGGAAGCGGCUCUCCGCCAGUCAACGCCAGUCAACAUGGGCCUCAGGACGGCACUAGACGUGGUCUUCUGUGGCUAUUUCGUCUUCCAAAUCCCCUCCACCGUGUUGUUCGACACACAGGCGCUGUUCCCGUCCUGGGUCUAUCCGCAGUGGUUGAAAAAUAUGCGGCUUUCCUACCUUAAAGAUUUCCGUGAUCCCUACAUGGCGGACCCGAGUUCUUUCCCUUGGUUCAUGGCCACGUGUGCGGUUGAGUUCUCCCUAGAAAUACCUUACUUCUUCGUUGCAGCAUAUGCAUAUUUCUAUGGUGCGCGGCGUUGCCCCUGGAUACGGCUACCGUCGUUGAUGUACAGCGUCCACACUGCAACGUCUGUCCUCGCCAUCAUCUUCACCACGUGGCUGCACGACUUUACCUUGUACAAGGUGGCGGGGCCACGUGAUGUCACGGAGAGGAUGCGGCUGAUCUGCGUGUACGGCUUCUUCUUCGUGGUGUGCGUCCUCAACAUCCUCGACACGUGCUUCAGCUCAGCGUACAACAGAGACAAGGAGAAGACCAACUGAGGCAGUGGCUGGAAACACCAGCAUCAGUUGGAGGUAGUCAUCGAGUGGUCAGUUCAAGCGCUGUUUCCUGUGGUUCUGUUGGAGGUAGUCAUCGAGUGGUCAGUUCAAGCGCUGUUUACUGUGGUUCUGUUGGGUGUCGCUUGAUGACUUCCUCUAAAGAUGGGGAAGAAGAUAAUGGCUUCUCUCUGCUGCUGAGCCGCCUCAGUGAUCUGCUUGUAGAGCGUCUGCCCGGAGAGUGGAAGGUCGGGGGUUCGAUCCCCGGCCGCGUCAUACCGAAA
This is a messenger RNA of Haliotis rufescens (red abalone), 894 nucleotides long. RefSeq names its product sigma intracellular receptor 2-like. The coding region runs from base 95 to 616 and encodes 173 amino acids. The record is from RefSeq and is a predicted model, not a curated record. NCBI's taxonomy places the organism in Eukaryota, Metazoa, Mollusca, Gastropoda, Lepetellida, Haliotidae. The transcript is spliced from 3 exons. Gene Ontology annotation, cellular component: endoplasmic reticulum.